AUGACAUUACUCCAUCAACCAGAAUCGAUCAAGGCGAGGCGUUUCGUCAGUGUUUGCAGACGCCGGGGGAUCGCUGCAGCUUGGGCGGGUCUUCAGCUUGCACAUUACCGGCCGCAGCAGCAAAGGAUGAACGCAGCUCUAGGAAAGGUGCUGUGUCCAAGGAAUGAUUCCAUUUUUAAGCAAGCCUUUUCUCUCUUAAGGUUCAGAACUUCAGGAGGAAAUCCCAUCUGUUCUGCAGGUGGCAUUCUGCUGAGUACCAGUCGGCACUACAAGACAAAGCCUACCCAUGGCAUUGGAAGAUAUAAGCACCUAGUUAAAGCCCAGGAGCCCAAGAAGAAGAGAGGAAAAAUAGAAGUAAGACCCAUUAAUUUGGGGACAGAUUAUGAAUAUGGGGUUUUAAACAUUCACCUGACUGCAUACGACAUGACCCUGGCAGAGAGCUACGCCCAAUAUGUUCACAACCUCUGCAACCAUCUAUCCAUUAAAGUUGAGGAAAGUUAUGCGAUGCCCACCAAAACCAUGGAGGUAUUGCGGCUGCAAGACCAAGGCAGCAAAAUGUUCCUGGACUCAGUUCUUACCACCCAUGAGCGAGUGGUUCAGAUCAGCGGUUUGAGUGCUACAUUUGCAGAGAUUUUCUUGGAAAUAAUCCAAAGCAAUCUUCCUGAAGGAGUCAAACUGUCAGUGAAGGAGCACACUGAAGAAGACUUUAAGGGAAGGUUUAAAGCUCGGCCAGAACUGGAAGAACUGUUGGCCAAGUUGAACUAGCUCAUUAUAGACCCUUUCAAGCCAGGACUGGUGAUAUUGAGUGCCAAGGGGAAGAGCUUCGUGGGUGGUCAAAAUUAAGAAGACCCUUUAGAUAUCAUAACUACCCAUCCUCAUUACCCAGGAAUGUCUCCUCUCUUAUAUGGAGGAGUGUUGCCAGUUUCCACUUUCCUUUGAGCCAACCUAAGGCAUCCUCAAUCUAAUAAAAAUCUGUAGCUAAGGGACAUGUGUGUAUGUAAGAA
Molecule: messenger RNA, 1004 nt
Organism: Hyaena hyaena (striped hyena)
Lineage: Eukaryota; Metazoa; Chordata; Mammalia; Carnivora; Hyaenidae
Gene: MRPL48
Product: mitochondrial ribosomal protein L48
Exons: 9
Coding region: 1-765 (254 amino acids)
Cellular component (GO): mitochondrial ribosome
Source: RefSeq, a predicted model, not a curated record